Funneliformis geosporum is the source of this 396-nucleotide messenger RNA. Lineage: Eukaryota; Fungi; Glomeromycota; Glomeromycetes; Glomerales; Glomeraceae. The record is from the annotation of a GenBank genome assembly.
UCUAUAUAUUUUACAUGAUUUAAGAUAUUGUUAUAAAGAUUUACAUAAUGGAAAUAUCUUGCAAGAUGAAUUUACAUAUAUUUCGGACUUUGGAUUAUCGGGACCAGCAGAUCGGCAAAAAUCGGAUGACCGAAUAUAUGGAGUUUUACCUUAUAUCGCUCCAGAAGUCUUAUUAUAUACUUUAGCUUCGGAUAUCUACAGUUUUGGUAUAAUUAUGGUUGAAUUGUCAUCUGGAAAACCUCCAUUUUGUGAUAUGAACCAUGAUUUACAUUUAUACUUAGAUGUUUGUAAAGGACUUUGUCCAGAUUUUGGCAAAGGAACUCCUGAAUUUUAUAAGAAAUUAGCUUAUAAAUGUAUGAAUGCAAAUUCAAAUCAAAGACCAACUGCCAAAGAAUU